Molecule: messenger RNA, 420 nt
Organism: Uncinocarpus reesii 1704
Lineage: Eukaryota; Fungi; Ascomycota; Eurotiomycetes; Onygenales; Onygenaceae
Exons: 2
Coding region: 1-420 (139 amino acids)
Biological process (GO): autophagosome assembly; protein folding in endoplasmic reticulum
Cellular component (GO): membrane; EMC complex; endoplasmic reticulum
Source: RefSeq, a predicted model, not a curated record
AUGCCACCAACAAACCAGGAGCUCUCCCUCUUGAUAAAUCCUCUCGUUCCAGAUUCUGUCACACAUAACACUCGCACCCUCUCAAAUAUUCACUCCCUCUCUUCCUUCUUACUUGGUUUGGCCGCCGGUAUUCUCGGCCUCCGCUCGUCCGGUGGAUUCAUAUUCUAUCUUCUCGGCACCCUCUUCGUCUCGUUGCUCUUCCAUGCGCUACUGAUUGGAUUCGAUAAUGGUGAUAAGACCGGAGGGUUGGGCGUUGGCGCGUAUUUCCCCGGGAACGGAGAGAUAGUUGGUGGAGGGAAGGGGAAAGGAUUAAGGAGAAGAGGAGCGUGGAGGGACGUCUGGCUUGGUGGUGGUGUGUUUGGGGAGGCACUGAGUGGAUUUGUGCUGGGGUGGGCGGGUGUGGGUGGUAUUUUGAGAUAA